Messenger RNA from Morchella importuna, 828 nucleotides. RefSeq lists its product as uncharacterized. The transcript has 3 exons. The coding region runs from base 1 to 828 and encodes 275 amino acids. NCBI's taxonomy places the organism in Eukaryota, Fungi, Ascomycota, Pezizomycetes, Pezizales, Morchellaceae. The record is from RefSeq and is a predicted model, not a curated record.
AUGUCGAUGUGUCAGGAAGCAUCAACGGACAACAUGAUGGAAUGCCACAUCCCAACACCCAACCUGACAAACUCCCCAGGAUCCCCGGGCUCCCUGGACCUUGAUCUGGAUUGCUCCUUUGAGGAGUUCGAAAGAUACCUUCCAUUAUCCAAUCUCCCUACACCGCCGCCAUCGGAUUCGUCUCCGAAAAUGCUUGUUGAGGUGGAUUUUGAAGAGGAAUUGAAUCCAGAGCUUUUCGGUCCCGCGACAUAUCUGUGUAGCAUGAUACCUCGAAACGCCUCGCGCGAAGCACCGUCGGCAUAUCUACUUCAGUCGAUCCUGCAACGAGCAAAUAUUAGCUUGGAGACCGUCGGACUGGGAAGCUGCAUCUUGGAUUGCCUAUCGUCGCGUUUUGUGCGCCGGUGGAGGGAAGAAUGGUGCGCAGAGACAGGAUCAGUCGAAGGGUGCGAGGUUCUAGCAGUAGCAGCCCUAUCAAUUGCAUUGAAGUUCUUAGAAGACACGUCCUUCUCUGUAAGGAUGUGGGCCAGGGACAUUGCAGGCGAUCUAUUCUCGUCGCGUCUUCUGAACAAGACUGAAAUGCUGAUCCUUGACGACAUAAACUUCUCUGUCGCCUCGAUCUGUACUACGGAACUCAUCGAGUAUUCCUUAGCCGAGAUGAGGAGAUGCGCACAGGCCGCUCCCCAGGUUCAGAAGUCAAAAGUUAAUUCCCCGCCUUCCAAAAGCCUUGCGAGGACUACCUUCCCACGUCUGUCCCAGGCUCUGGAACCAGUAAUCGGUGACGAUAUCUUCGAGCCGUUGCAUGAAAUGGAAGGCCUCGCCAUCAGGUGA